Paramuricea clavata is the source of this 8608-nucleotide messenger RNA. The record is from the annotation of a GenBank genome assembly. NCBI's taxonomy places the organism in Eukaryota, Metazoa, Cnidaria, Anthozoa, Malacalcyonacea, Plexauridae.
GCCAUUUUCGACUUUCGAGACCGUCAUUUGCACAAAUUUUAAAAGAAGUUGCUCAAUUUAUGGUGCCAUUUCCUGGCAAUUGUUGCCUAAAAUCUGGUAAUAAAGACAAAAUAUCAAUGGACAGGAACGAAGAGGAGGAAUUUAUAGCUGGCGUUGUUGAAGGUAAAUUUAAGCGAGGGACUAUUUUGACUUCGGCGCUGAGUUUUGUUUUGAAAAUGAUGGACUACAAGUUUUAUAUUGAUGUGCUUUUCUACAGGGUUUUAUGGAAGACCGUGGACAUUUGAUCAACGUAAAGAGUUAUUUAGUAGGUAGGAAAAUAUAUGAUAUGUUGUGAAUAUUUUAGAAGUGGUUUUAGAAUUCAGAGAAGCUUCAAUCCGACCUAUGAGAUGUUUGUAGUCUUGCUAAAACUUUUCAAUAGGAAGUGGAAUAACUAUUUAACUCAUGAACAUCCAACACUUGAACACUGUGAUUUAAACAAUGGUCUAUGACAGAUUAGUAUAAAGGUAUUAAAGGCACAGCCCUUAGGAGUCAUGCCUAUUAACCACUGCAGACAAUUUUACAUAUCAAGAGGGAAGUGUUGGGAUUAUUAAUGGGUUGUUCCAGACAAGAUCAAUACUUCCCCCACACAAAAUAUUUGUGCUGUCCAGAGAGGGAGGGGCCCCUUUCAGUUCAAGAUGGAGAGGGGGGGCGAAGCUUAUCUCAAAGUUACUCUUCCAGUCCUGCAGAUCACUAUUUUGCUUGGAAGGAUCGACAAAUGUCCAGUCAAAACAAAAAGUGGUUGAACAUUUAUCAGUUUUGUACCAACUUACUGACAAAAUAAAGUUUUUCAUGUAUUUAAUUAAAUGAUAGCAUGAUGUAUUGCGUGUAUGUUGAUAUGGGCUACCACUAGUGCAAUACAUCUAAAACUGAAUUUAUAUCUAGCAGUCUUAAUGCUUUAGUAGAUUAAUUCUCUGUCCUGAAUUCUGGAAAUGCCCUUGAAUUAAACAGCAUGCAGGCAGCCAACUGGGGACGAGUCAGAUCUGGGAGAAAAUAUUGAGCACCUCCCCAUUGCAAUGGAACAUUAAAGACUGUUUGGCAAUAAAUUUUGUGGGAUAUUUUGGCUACGGCCACAAGAUAAUGUAAAUAAUGUAUGUCAGCCGACUAAAGGGUUCACGACAUGUAUAGGUCUGUAUAGACUUGCCCAAGUCGCUUGCUAGGGACCGCGCGUAGCAAGAAGGGAGCGCUUGAGAAAGACGGAAGCGAGCGACUUGUGUCACUUGCCUGAUUUUGAAUCUUACUGAAAAAUUUGGCGCGAAAAUCAAUUAUGACAUUGUGGGCGUUCACCAUGUUGAUUUCACUAGUUCAUUAUUGUUUUGGCGUCGUUAGUACAGAAUAAUAAUGAGCAUUCACUGACGUCACCGGAGCAAAAAUGCACCAGUGAAUUUGGCGCGCUUGCGGGUGACAAAAGUCUGUCGCUUCCAGGAACCACGAACCGCGGACUUUGGAAAGUCUAAGGUCUGUACUGUAAAUAAGCUAUUUGACAAGCAUUUAUUAUUGUGGAUGCUUCCCCACGCCCGAAAAACUCGCUUGUUUAUAUGUCAAAACUUUCAAGAAUUAAUCAAUGCCCCCUAUAGGGAAGGGCCCACCCCUGAAAGCAAGAGGCAAUCACCAGAGUGAAGCCAAAAUUUUGGCUUCACCCAUUUAUUAGUUGAUCAUUUAUGAUGUGAUGUAUUGUAAUUUUAGGUUGAAGAAAUUAGGAUUAAACUUUUAUCUUUAUGCACCAAAAGAUGAUAUUAAACAUCGAGCGUUAUGGAGAGAAAUGUAUACCCCAGAUGAGUUAGGUAUAUUUAUGUACAUUACUUUAUGCUGAACUCAUUUUUUAUUUACACUUAAUUGUCAGUAGCUUUACAAAAUGUAAUGGUUAGAAUAUUUUCACUAUAGUGAAAAACAAUAUUUAUUUUAUUUUCCAAGACAACUUAAGAUCAUUAAUAAGUUGUGCAAGAGAGCAGAAUAUAGUGUUUAUUUACGCAUUGUCACCUGGCUUGGAUAUGGUCUUUUCAAGUUCUAAAGAAGUUGAUACUUUAAAGAACAAGAUCAAGCAGGUAUGUACAGUCUAGUCUUACUAACAGUGGCUGGUGGGUCACAGGAAGCAUUACAAGAUCCAACAGGCCAUCUUGAUAGGGCAGAGAAAAUGGUGGAUUGGCGGUCAACUUCAGAUAUGUUCGCACUUGCAUUAGCAAGCAAAUUUUAAAAACCACAUCUCUCAAUUUUAUUUAUUUGCCACCAAACACAAAACUACUAGCCUGCACGCUGCAAGUACAUAUAUGUAGUAACAUAUACAACAGUAAUAUAUACUACUACAUAUAAUGAAAAGAAUAUAAUUAUAUAAUUAUAACUAUAAUUAUAUAAUUAUGUCUUAGUAACAUAUACUAAGGCAUAAAAAAAAAUACCUGUGGUUCCGGUUCCCAACUGACCCUAUUUUUUUCUGCCGACCCUAUUAUUUUUUCAACACGAUUGACCAUGCGACCCUAUUUCUCUGGGUGGUUCCAGGCUGCUGCCAAAGUGGCGUCUGUUGUCACACUAAUUAUUGAAAAAACCAUGAAAAAAAUGUUAAAAAAAAAAGAUUUCCGACCUACCGACUCUAAUUUUUUCGAGACAUGAAACCGGAACCACAGGUUUUUUUUUGCGCCUAAGUAUACAUAUAAUGAAAAGAAUUACAUAGACAUAAUUUUCUCACUGUGAUAAAGUUCUGUCAGUUGAUGGCAUAUGAUGUGGUAUCAAUCAUGAUGUUGAUGAUAUUGGUAUAUUUAUUGUAAAUUUGUGUGGUUUGGUACGUACUGCAUGAUAUGCUAUGGUACUCUAUAGUACAUGGUGUGAAUUAUUGCUGCUAUAGUAGCUACUGUAUGCCAAUGGAUGGUACUAUGUGUGGCUAUAUUGCUUUGUUAUGGUGUGGUACAUCUGCCAUGGUAUGGUGUGUUGUUGUGUACGGUAUGUUAUAUAUGAUAUUGGUUGUAGUGUUAAUGGUAGAUGGAUUGAUGGGUUUUGGUUUUAUGUUGUGCUAUAUAUGGUCAAAAUUGGUAAGGUCUCUUCGAUACUCCUGGAUGUUAAUUUUCACCUUGAUUUGUUUGUUCAUCUCUAUUGUAUGCUAUUACUCUUAUGACAUGAUAAACUGACUGUAUAGUAUGUUACUCUGGUAUAUUGCAUUUCAAUCAAUACAAAGUAAAUUAAUAUUUUCAAAUCCAACUAUGAGGACUGGACUAGAUUACAAGUCCGUGCAGGAGACGAAGCCGAAGACUGGGUCAAAAUGCAAGGACCUGAAAUCUAGUCCAGUCCUAAUUGGAGGAUUUGAAAUGACAUCUCGUAUGAAUAAAUCACUACUAAAGUGAGAUCUAUAUACUUGACCAGGUAUCCAAUAUUACCAUGUGAGCAAAAUAAAGCGAUAUGGUUGGCUAAUUUAUCAUGUAUUAUUAAUGAGUUUGACAUCUAUACUCAAUUCACAAAGUCCAUGACAGUAUACAUAUAAUAGAAAGAUUGUCUCACUCCGAUAACUGCAGUCUGAUCACCACCAUAUUUUUCAACUUUUUCCAUGUAGAUAGCAGAUCUUGGUUGUGUUGCAUUUGCCCUGCUUUAUGACGACAUUGAUCCAGAAAUACGUCCUGCUGACAAACAUGCAUUUGAAUCAUUUGCCCAUGCACAAGUCACUGUCACAAAUGAAGUGUUUAAAUUUUUGAGCAAAGCCAAAUAUUUCCUGGUCUGUCCUACAGGUGUGUAAAUAUAAAUAUAUAAAAUGAAUUGAAUUCAUAAUUUCCAUACGGAAAAGACUAAUACGAGAAGAUGGCGUUAUGAAAAUAUCUGUCAGAAACAAAGCUACUGCAGUAUUUAUGUCAAAGAAUGUGGAAAACGUUUAAUAUACUACACACAUAAUAAAAACGCACAAGUUGUAACAAUUACAUUAUCAUUAUCAAACUUUCUGCGAUCACAGUAGGAAUUUUGCAUAGUGUUUAACAAUGAGUCAGUUCCUUCAAACAUUUCUUACAAAUUUGUCAAAGCAUAGAAUUUACCUAUGGCAUGCAAAAUUCUUACUGUGAUCACAGAAACUUUGAUAGGGUAAAACCAGCCUUCACACCAUUGUUUGCAAGGUCGAUCAAAGACUUGAUGACGAUACGUCUAACCAUGAAUAAAGUGAGAGCUCAACCAUUGUUUUCCUGCUUUAGAAUACGCAGCAUCACGAGCUGUCCCAACUGUUGACAAAUCAUCUUAUCUUUCUACACUUGGUAGUCAACUUCAUCCAGCCAUUGAUAUCAUGUGGACAGGUCAGUCAUCAUGUUUGCCAUUGUCAGCCUGGCAGUUAAUAAAACAAUGCAAGGGACUGCACAUCAGCAAACCAUUUGCUGCUAUACUCGAAUCCCUCCCCCCCCCAAAAAAAAAUUUCAGUGCUUUAGCAUAAUGAUUCCAUGUUUUCAGCAACCUGUUCAGAUAUAAUUGUAGGCCAGACGCUCUCUAAUGUUACUGUACAUUGUCUAUUGAGUCCCCAAAUCUCUCCUUCACAACUAAGGCGCUGGUCAAACGAAGAUGUGAGCUGGCAUGAGACAUGAGUCACGCAUUAUACAGGCGACAUUUCGAGCUGAUUAAGAAAAUAAAAAAUUGAUGAAUGUUCCUACUAUGUUUUAACUUAAAUAAAAUACAUGAUAGUGUUGGGAAAACAUUAAGAACAGCUAACCAAGAUCUCGUGACUGCCAACUCUCAUACACUCUCAUACUCGUUUGAUCGAUCGGACCUAAGAAAUAGAGUACAGUACAGGGUGCGAUAAUUCGCGUACUUACAUACCGGAGGUAUGGAGUACCGGUCAGGUACGACUAACAAUAAUGAAUUGUCGCACCCUGACAAUAGAGCCCCACUCGAACUCCCAAAGGGGGCGGAAAAUUUUUCGAGUCAGCGGGGGUUCUAGUUAACGGGGUCGGGGUCGUUUUAUGAAUCAUCACAACCUAAGUUAAGCAGUACCUAUCAGCAUCAGCUAAAUCAGUAAUGAUCGACGCAACUUUUGAACCUUUUAUUACGUUUGUGUAUAUUAUAUACCGAUAUGCUCUGACAUUUUGAAGUUUGCCGAUCCACGUCUCAAAAAUACGUUUUGAGUUAACCGGGUAAAUUUGACCAAGGACGAAUGAAGUCUGUUGAAUUGUCGCACCCUGACAGUAGUUAGCGGGGAUUUCGAGUUAGCGGGGAUUUCGAGUUAGCGGGGAUUUCGAGUUAGCGGGGAUUUCGAGUUAACAGAGUUCUACUGUACAUGUACACUGAUUAUAGGUUUAUGAUUUGACCUGAUGGAAUUCAUGUUAGAGAAUUGCGUUCAUACUUUAAUAUUGCUGAGAGUCCGUUCUAUAUAGUAGGAAACUGCGUUCAUUCCAAAGCGUUUUGACUACAUUAAGCUCACCUUUCCAAGAAAUUGCCUCUUCAAAUGUGUGUGAAAUAAAAAAAGGAGCUAAAUGAAAAAUUUACGGUCCACCCCAGCCUAGUCCCAGUCGUUCUGAAGCAAGCGCGAGAAAAAACGCGGAUGUAGUAUGAGACUGGGACCUAGGUGUCAGGUGUGACGUCACAGCUGAAGGUGCUUCACACCCAGGCAUAAAACGUAUUUAUAAAAUAUAUCAAAGCAGCGUUCAGCGCGAGAGCCUGGGGCUAGGCUGGCUCCACCCAUAAUUAUGAAUCCUGAUCGCGGGCAUCGCCGAUUACUAUCGGGUACACACGUAAAAACGCACAAGUUGUAACAAACGUGCAGUAGACUAUAGCAAUGCUGCCCCCAACAACUUGUCAACAAGAUGUGUUGCUUGUUCCCAGCUUGUUGACAACUUGCUUCAAGGUUGUUGAGCUCAACAGACUUGUUACAAGUUGUCCCAACAACUUGUUACCGUCCUGCAAUUCAACAAUUUGUCAACAAGUUGUGAGUCACAAUCUUGUAGCAACUUGAUAAAAUAACAGCGUUGUUACAACUUGUUGACAAGCUUGCUACAAAGCCUGUGGCGAACACAUCGUGUUGACAAGUUGUGAGAAUUUUACAUGUGUACUUGGGUGAACUCAAAAACGAUUCUCAUUUAGGUCCAAAAGUUGUUUCGAAAGUGAUCACAACACAUUCCAUCAGAGUCGUUGCAAACGUUUUAAAACGUAAGCCAGUCAUCUGGGAUAACAUACACGCAAAUGAUUACGACCAACGACGAUUGUUCCUUGGACCUUACGAUGGACGUCCCAUUCAUUUAUACACACAUCUGCGCGGUAUUCUAACAAACCCAAACUGUGAAUUUGAAAGUAACUUUAUAGCUAUACAUACAUUGUCCACUUGGAUUAAAUGUGCACGUGUCACUUUCUUCGGCGAAGAAGAAGCUUCUCCACGGAAUACUUCCAAUACUAAAGAGACCAAAGACAUUAUAGAACCUAUGGAGGAUGAAUCCGUUGUUGAUUCAAAUUUAAGCGGGAACCAAUCGGAAAGUAAAGAUUUAGGCGUUGAUUCAAAGGAGGAAAAAAUAGACUCUACCAUGGACACAGAUAUAGAACCUACUACGAGCCCAGUGGUGAUUGAACCAGUUUUACCAAAAUCUAUCACAAUUCUCAAAGCGUACGAUCCCGAGGAAGCUGUAAAACUUGCAGUCACAGAAUGGCUCCAGGAAUUCAGUAAUCCAAAAAGUGUUAUAUUUAAUACGUACGCUAAAAGUGGAACAUUUUCUGUAGUCAAUAACUCGACACCAGUUCAAAGUACUGCAAGCAUACCAACGCAGACAGAUGUGACAAGCGCAAUACUUAAAGAUUCAGUUAAAGUCAUUUCAGCUCCAUCGCCUGUGAAAGUAGCCAAGGCGAAAAGCAGAAACAAGACAAAGAAAGAUAUGGAAGCCGAACGUAAGGUUGCAGUUUAUUUUUAUAUGCGCAUUUUUGUUUUUCAUUUUGUUCGUUUUAAGAUAUACAUAUGAGUCGCGAUUUAGGAACAGUUACUAUUUUUAACAUUUUAGGAUUAGGGUUUGGAUUAGGGAAAGGGUUAGGAUUAGGGUUGGGAUUAAUAUUGAUUAAUAUCCACUCUUACCCACCCUUACCCAUGCAGCAAAGAAUUCUAAACAUAGGUUUUUGCUGGGCAUUAAAUUUUACAACGAAGAGGCACACCCUAAAAACACCCUGCCCCCUGGUUAAAUUUCCUGGUUAAUUUAACCCAUAGAAAUAUGGGUUAAAUUAACUGUAGCUGGAAAGAGCAUCUUAAAAUGAGUAAAAUUGCAAAGUUUGGUUACGAAUUGUUGUAACAUGAGGAAAAUAUAGUUUUGUGAAUUUCGCAAAUUUUGUAUAUAUUUGCAUUACGUGCGGAAAAAAAUAACCAUUUUCGAGCCGAAAGUGGUUAUUUUUACCGCUCGUAAUACAAAUGUAUACAAAAUUUGCGAACUUCACAGGGCUAUAUUUUCUUCGAAACGUCGAGUUUCUGCUUAUUUUUUAAGGUAGUAACAUUUUGUAACCAAUCUUUGCAGUUUUACUCAUUCUAAGACGCUCUUUCUGGCUGUGGUGUUGCAUUCAUAGAUAUCUUAUAUACACUAUAUAGCGCAUCUCUUUUAGUAAAAUUGAAGCCAAGAGUAUUCCAGCGGUUACCCCCAUUUGAAUAGAUGGCGGCCAUGUUGGUCGUUCCCACUCGCUAAUAAACGGUUAAAAACAACAAUAACUUUCAUCAUCUGAAUAGUUUGAAAAUGUAUUUGGAAUAGGGUUAACUUGAUGUUUACGUUCCCUGUUUAAGAAAUAGAAAACAUACGGAUUUUCUCAUUUCAUGGGAACGACCUGAGACUGCAAUCACGGCUUCAAUUUUUGAAUUGCAGAAUAGUUAGAUGCACUAUCUAGUGUAUAUAAGAUAUCUAUGGUUUCAUUUCCUUCUUCUUGCCUUGAUCAAAAUUUAGUCUAUAGCUGGAAUCGCCCAUUGAAAGAUUUAUUUUACUUUUCUCGCCUCACUGAAAGGCAGCAAUAAAAUUUCAAUUUAGAUGUUCCGGCGGCCGAUUCGUGUGUUGGCGAGGAAAUGGAAGUAGUGGAAACAAAAACUGAGAUUAAAGAUGAAGUUUGCCAACAUAAACAUGAACUACCAUUUCGAUUAACUGUCGAUGAUCUUCUCUUAUUGGUUGAUUUCUUUUAUCUUCCUCAUCAACAUGGCAAGAGAGCAAUCCAGAUUCUUAACGAGUUCAGAUGGUUGAAAGCAAACUCCAUCAAGUCUGAUGAGAUGUCUGAUACGGAGAGCGCAAAAAAGGUUUGGACUGAAUUUCGUUCUUGAGUAAGGAGUUAGAAGCUGUUGAGAAGGGAAGAGAAGCGUGGGGCAUAAUAUAGGUUACGAAGAAAAAAAGUUAGGAAUAAACUAAACUACUUUGUUUAUAUCGGGGCAGUCCUUUAUGAUCAAGUUUUACUACUGGAGAAAACACGAAUUUCAAUUACUACAUAGAUAGUGAUCCAGUUAGGAUCUCUGGUUGAUCCAGUUUUAAUACAGGAGAAAAGCUGAAUUUUAAACUUAACGUCAUCUGUGCAGUAUAGUAUACACUAUAUGUGUAUAGACAGGGUUGCCCGGAGACAUGUGGGGGCUGAGGCAAGAUUGUAAACAACGUUCAAUUUUACUAUAUAUUUAAUAACAUUUAAA